Molecule: messenger RNA, 269 nt
Organism: Plectropomus leopardus (leopard coralgrouper)
Lineage: Eukaryota; Metazoa; Chordata; Actinopteri; Perciformes; Serranidae
Source: RefSeq, a predicted model, not a curated record
UGAGCUGCAGUCUUCCAGAUGAGCAGAGCGACCUGCUGGAGGAGCUGCAGUAUGUCGAGCUGCCUCAGGAGCAGGCGCAGACGCUCCUGCAGGAGUUAAAAGACGAGGCUCGCAGACUGCUGCCCCCCGUCACCAAACAAGAGAGGAAGAAACCCCGACUUUACAAGAAGAGACCUCACCCUCACGGCCCUCCACCCUCCCACAGGAUCCAGUGGAACGGACCGAACGGUUGGAGCGACAUGCAGCCAUGGAGGCAGCAGCCAAGAUAU